AUGGCCAUUGUAUCUUUUCACCUAGAACAUAAAACUAUGAAUUGUUUGUGUCCUUUUCAACUAAAUUUUCAGAGGAAAAGUGAAAGUAAUUAUUCUGUAAGUUCAUUGUUGAAAUCAGAUGAUCUUAAGCAGCGAUUCAAGUUUGUGGUUCUCAAGAAAAUACCGCUUUGGAAGAAUGGAUUGUCACAGACCAGACCCACUUUCCCGCCACUAGCAUGUCUUGUCUCCAUAAGCCAGCGCUCUCUCCCGGUGUCUUCCCCUAAUAUCUUCUCCCAGUUAAUGGUAAUCUCAUUAUGGAAUAAAUUCCAAAAUUGUAGCUGCUGCUUUUUCCCUGAUAUUGAAUCCUUGCUUGAGCAUUUCACUUGA
Messenger RNA from Pipistrellus nathusii (Nathusius's pipistrelle), 366 nucleotides. The record is from the annotation of a GenBank genome assembly. NCBI's taxonomy places the organism in Eukaryota, Metazoa, Chordata, Mammalia, Chiroptera, Vespertilionidae.